AUGUGGCUCGACGCACCUCAAAAAAGUACUAUGGCUGAAUCUGCGGUUCUCCGCUAAGAAAAACACGAAAAUUGGGCCGCCGAAGCGAUCCCUUGCGAUCCAUUCCUAACAUCAACUCCUAUUAAAGAUCAGAGGGUCGAGAGCAAAGAGCGAGAAAAGGAGAACCCCAUUGCUAGUGCUAUCUUAUCUCCCGCUGACAAAAUCCUAAGCGAUGGACUGGGCCAUGUUUACGGCAAUAUGGGCACUCUGCCGAAGUUCAGGACUGAAGAGGAUGAUGCCGAUGACGCAUAUUACACCUACACAGCAUCCAGAAGAUAUAAGCAGUCCACAUUCAACAAACCAUAGACAUAUUAUAUGUGGAUCAUGAGU
Strongylus vulgaris is the source of this 369-nucleotide messenger RNA. The record is from the annotation of a GenBank genome assembly. Lineage: Eukaryota; Metazoa; Nematoda; Chromadorea; Rhabditida; Strongylidae.